Messenger RNA from Lepisosteus oculatus (spotted gar), 6625 nucleotides. RefSeq names its product leiomodin 1b (smooth muscle) (gene lmod1b). The record is from RefSeq and is a predicted model, not a curated record. Gene Ontology annotation, molecular function: actin binding; tropomyosin binding. Gene Ontology annotation, biological process: actin filament organization; muscle contraction; pointed-end actin filament capping. Gene Ontology annotation, cellular component: cytoskeleton; myofibril; striated muscle thin filament. Lineage: Eukaryota; Metazoa; Chordata; Actinopteri; Semionotiformes; Lepisosteidae.
AGCUGCGGAGGAUUUCAAGGAAUGUCCUCGGAUUUCAGACGGCUUUGAUAGGCUAGUCUCGCUGCUCACAGGCUCCCGGGCUCCGCUGGUUGUCCACUCUGCGCUGCCCGCUUGCCAGGACAGAGCAGCUCGGUUUCUCGCUCCAGCGUGCGGUACCUCAGCAGACUGGACCUGCCUUUUUGUUUCUGGAGGAGCUGCUGACCUGGUGUGGACAUUUUAUUUUUACUUUUUUUUUUAGUGGUGGAAGCCCAUACUCCUGUAUCUUCCAGGUUUCGUUAGCAGCCAGGUCGUCGACAUGUCCAGGAUGUCGCGAUACAGACGACAGGUGAGCGAGGAUCCCGACAUCGACAACCUGCUGGCCAACCUGUCGCCUGAGGAGAUGGAAGAGCUGGAGAAAGAACUGGACGUGGCCGAACCCGACCCCAACGUGCCCGUCGGGCUCCGGCAGCGGAACCAGACGGACAAACAACCGUCGGGGACCUACAACCGAGAGGCUAUGCUGCACUACUGUGAGCGGGAGACGAAGAAGCUCAUCCAGAGGGAGCUCUCAGUGGAGGAGGGAGUCCCGUUGGACACGACCAAAGACCUCAAGGUGGGGGAGAAGGAGAAGCCACAAGAGGGGGAGCCCAAGAAAGAGAGCAGGAAGCAGGAGUACCUGCGGAGGAUGGGCCUCAGCCAGGAGAAACGCUGUUCCAGGUCCAACAGCAAGGAGAGUGUGGAGAAGGCUGGAAAGGAAGUGGGCAGCCCCUGCGAGGACACCCCACGCAAGAGAGGGGCCGCCGCCCGCAAGGAACAGGAGAACAGGAGGGAGGAGAAGAACUGCCAGGGCAUGGAGCGCAAGAAAGACCAUGGGCCCAGCACUCCAGGGAAAACCAAGAGAGAGGAACCCAAGACAGGAGCGUGCAGGAGAGAGGAGAGGGACAGCCAGACCAAGGAGGGCAAGAGAGAAGGCCCGGACUGUCCAGACAGGAUAGGCAAGUCAGACCAAGGGGAGAAACGUGGAGACACGCCGGACAGCAGGAAGCAGGACAAGAAGCCCAAGGGUGAGGAUAGGUGUAGCGUGAACGUCAAGACCGGAUCUCAGCCUGAACAGGUGUCCAGGGAGGGGAAGGCCUCUCAAGAGAAUGAGAAGAAGCCCAGGGAGCCACUCAAGAACGAAGAGCCGGAAUCCGGCACAGCGGGAGAGAGUCCUGGAAGCAACGCGACAGGGGAGGAGCAGGAGGACGACGCCACCCCCAGCAUAUUCGACGAGCCCCUGGAGAAGGUGCAGAACAAUGACCCCGAGCUGACCGAGCUCAACAUCAACAACUCGGACGUCAUCAACAACGACACCCUCAUCCGCUUCGCCGACGCGCUGGGGGACAACACCCACGUAAGGGUCUUCGCUCUGGCCAACACCCGCGCCGACGACCACGUGGCCUUCGCCAUCGCCAACACCCUGCGCUCCAACAGGACCCUGACCAGCAUCAACCUGGACUCCAACCACCUCACUGGCAAGGGCAUCAUGGCGCUGGUCCGUGCGCUCCAGAACAACACCACCCUCACCGAGCUGCGCUUCCACAACCAGCGGCACAUCUGCGGCGGCAAGACGGAGAUGGAGAUGGCCAAGAUCCUGAAGGAGAACACCACCCUGCUGAAACUGGGCUACCACUUCGAGCUGGCGGGGCCCCGCAUGACCAUGACCAACAUCCUGAGCCGAAACAUGGACAAGCAGAGGCAGCGGCGCCUCCAGGAACAGAAGCAGGCCCUGGGGGACGGGGACAAAAAGGGCUCCUUGGAGGUCCCCAAAGUCGGAGGGGGCCUUCUAAAGGGCUCCCCCAAGCCCUCCCCCAAGCCCUCCCCGCAGUCUUCCCCUUGGUCGUCCCCCAAAGUGUCACCCAGAAAAGCGGGGGCGGCCGGACCUCCUCCCCCUCCGCCUCCGCCGCCCCCCGCGCCCGCCCUGGACGGCGAGGCCCUCCGGAACUCCCUGACGCCCGUCUCGCAGAGGAAGCUGGACGACAGGGGCAGCACCCCACCCCGCGACAAGAACACCCGGGACCAGCUGCUGGAUUCCAUCCGCAACAGCAACAUCAAACAGCUCAAGAAGGUCGAGGUGCCGAAGCUGCUGAGAUAAAACUAACCUGGAGCAUGGAGGAGCGCUGGGGGAGGGGGUGGGGUGGGAGGGGGCUGGGGGUUGGGGGGCAGAUGGACAGCUCACAGGCCUCGUGGGAACUCCGAACUCUGAAGCCGCCCGAGUGAUCACCGGCAGUACUGACGGGGGGCAGGCGGACAGCGACGAUUGAUCCGGGCUGUACCUGCUGCGGCGCUGUCCCUGGGUCCUCCCUGUCUUGGCACACACUGGACAACAGAGGGCGCAGGUGGGGCAGUGGUGUGUAGGGCUCCUGAGAAAAACGCUCCAAGCUUGGCUGUGUCUGUGAGGCUAUGUUGAUUUGCACUGGAGUUGGAAGGUUAUAGUAUGUUGGAAGAGUGUGUGAGCAAUGCUGUUUGUAUGGCCUUUUAUUCAAGUGUAGAUUACCUGGCCACUCAUUGGGAUUUUAAUCGUGUGUAGAUUGCCUGGAGAUUCAGCAGGUUUGAUUUUUUUUUACCUCUAUCCCUGAUUUUUUAAGCAUGUUUUCACUGGCGUAUUUUUAGAUUCAGACAUAUUAGACAGUGAUGUUGCAGGCAAUAUGCCUUUCUUCUUGUUACCUGAUCCAGUUGGGCUUGUGGUGGACCAGUGCUGUCAAAAACACUGCAGCCGCCCCGCAGACUGUGCUGUCAUUCCUUGUAGAAGCAUGGAUUCACGUGAUCUGACGUGACCCAACAACCAUGGUUCAGUUCAGCCAGUCCAGUCUGUGAUCUUGACCUAACAGUAGAACAGUAACAUUCAGAUCUAAACUUAGAUCCAGCUUUCACCCAACUGGUAGCUCACAUACAUGGGCAGAAAAGAUGGCCGCAAAUGAACAGAAGCAGAAAUCCUAUCAGAUUUUAGAUACCAGACUCAUGUAGGAUUUCUUCAUUUUUUCCUAUGAAUGGAAAUCCACAAGAUCUUUCCUGUGGGAUUCCGGGAGGAGACUGGCAGGAUGUUUGGAAGAUUCUGUCAGGAGUUUGGCCCCAGAUCUUUCACAAAGUUCUGGCAUGGGUGAUCUGCUGUUGUCUGACACUGUUAUCCCCACUAAGUGACAGUAUAGGUCUUUUAGGUCUAAUAUUACUAAGUGACAGGGAGGUGUUAGAGUAUACAACAUCUAAAAGGACACUUAUUUUUAGUUGUGCAAGAAAUUUAGGAUGCCCACCUCUUAAUAGCUACCUAGGAAGGUAGAUCUUUCCAAAUAGGAUGCAGUGAGUCAAUCACUCCUUUUGAAUGAUUUAAUUUAUUUUGAAUAAUUUCUUUCAUGAAGAAAACAUGAAAACAGCCUGCUAUAGGAAUAGGAUGGGGUUCUUUACAUCAAGGGUUGCAGCUGAGUGCAACAGCAAAACUAAAAUCGCUUCUAUGCUCCAAUAAAAAGCUGGAAGAGGUUCUUGAACCGAACAGCAAAUGACAGAAUACAGAACGGCCCUCACUGAUGCACGUUCUGAACCAGCUCCCUAGAAACAAGGGUUGCAGUUUCUGUAUUCAAAGUGUUUUCUAUAAGUCUUUUUGAAUUUACAGAUUGAAUGAUUGAGUCUAUUGAAGCUGCGGGUGACAGGUAUGUUUCACACUGGGAAUAAUGUGACAGAAACAACCUUUUGCUUGUCUAUUUCUGGCAGCUACUUUCUUGUAAAUCUGGUGAGGGGAUGAGGGAUGAAUAAUCACUGUGGGAUGAAUGGCAUCAGCUCUGUUUGUCUGGGACUGCAAUGCACAAUGACUGAGCUCUUACAUUUCUAUAUACAGCGCCCCUGGUGCACACAGUGGUUGAGUAACAUGAUAUAAAUGACCCCUUUGUGUGCAACUAUUCAACAGGAUGACUGUGUCCACAUAUGGCAUUAGAUAAUCUAACCAAUGUGCUGCAGGUGAUCCCUCUCUGCAGUCUGUAAUAACUGUCAAACACAAUUGUGUCCUUAACAUUUAACUCUGUUCUUUAUAAUCAUAACCUCUGGUGGGUUUGAAUGCAGUUUGUCUUUUCAGAUAUUUAAAGCUUGAAGGUUAUGAAAAGGCUACGAUAAUUGCAUAAAAUAUCACAGUACCUCUAUUUUUGCAGAAUUUCCUGUGCCUUUUGCAGGUUCUGAAAUGCUUGUCCCGUGUGAAUCUCUGUUGUACCCCAAGGGUCCGCUGGCCUGAUGGUCUCAGUCCCUCAUUCUACUUUCAUUCUUUUAAUUCAUUUAGCUACGCCGUAAUUGACCUAAUUAAGCGGUUUGAAAUAUGUAAUAAUAUUGUAUCGCUUUCAGGUUCACGUGGGUAUGUGCCGCUGUCGCCUCAGGUCCACCGCCGGUGACUUCACCGCGCUGGCAAGCCCACUCGUAUGUGUUACAGUAAUAUGCUGUUAAACCUGAGAGUUCAAGUUAACUUUAACAUGAAUAGGUCAAUUUAAGUACGGGCUAAGUACUAUCAUAUUAUUUAUUCAAUUAAGGGGUCGAUUACGUUAGCGGGAGCUCAGAUGGAUUGAAUUAAUUUACCUUUUUUAUUAUAUACCGUCCCAAUUUGGCCAGGCAAAAUUGUUUAAAGACUUGUCUUUUCGACUUUCGUCUUUUCCUAUGGCUGUGCUUGUAGGCUCCUCGAUCACGCUCACCUGUCAGCUUGCCCAAUCAUCUUUGACAAGCAGCAAUUAACUGGCAUUAGAGCCGGCACCUAUCGCGUGAGCUGCACUUCCCUCACGUGACGUCACUGCACGCCUACCCCUCCUGGCUUGGCCUUGGACUGUCAAGGGUGCAGGGUUGCCAUGUUUGCGACUGCUAGUUUUCCUAGUCUUUAUUGCAAAUCCUCUCCACUGUUAAGGGCUAUACUAAAAAGCCUCUUUGUUGACCUCUCCUUUGAGAACAGUAUGGAGAGCUUCCAGUACAACACAACAAAACCGUGAAGAGACGCACUUUCUGGGCCAUGUCAUUGAAAUCCCUGUCUAAUGAGUCGGAGUCGGAGCCAGCCGAGCUUUUACACAGCUUUAAGAUCGUAGGUCCAGACAAGUAGUUCACUCACCUUUUCCCUUUCUCGAGAUUAUUUCCGAACUUUUCUGCGAAAUAUUACAAAUGAUAGUUCUAACAAACAUAUGACGACAAGCUGGUUGCUGGGUGAGAAUGAAUAUGUUUUCCGUUAGGCUUUUUUUCAACUAAGGUUCAGAACCUGCAAUUAAAAAAAAUCACAUUCUGUUUAAUAUUCUAAAGUUAAAUGCAUGAAUAACAUGUCUUUGCAGAAUCAUGUAGCUUUGUUUUUUGUGUUUAAAAAUGAUAAACAGCGGCAUUUUUAAUUUAAAACGCUUGUGAUAAAACCGAAAUAAAGGGACGAAAAUUAACAUCAAAUUGUAACCAGUCAAGUGGAUAUUCGAAAGGAUUCUGUGCUUUCAGCACGAGAAAAAGCCACUUAAUAAUUAACUGGCCUAUUUUGCGUUGCUCAGAAUUAGGAAGGAAACCAUUAAGUUAGAUAUUACAUUGUUCGCAUAUAUGUAAGCAGAUACUGUACAUGUACGUUAUUGUAUGUUUUCUAAAGGAAAACAUUCAACCAUAGCAUACGUUUUAUACAUGCCUAUACGUCUUGAAUAUUUAAAUUAUUAUACUACUUUCCGUAACAAUUCAUUCUCCAUCUUCAAAAUUCUGACGACUUUUCCCUCGAUAGUGACGUAAGAUGACGUGUCUUGGGUCACCGAUCAAGUUCCAACAGCUAAAAAAACAAGUUCCAACAGCUAAUGUCGCUCUAUUUACGUAGAAGACCAUACGAUUGAACAGAAGGACAUUAUGUCAUGCCUUAGCUAAAUGGAAGCCUGGGGAUAAAGUUCUCAAACGCACCCAAGGCGUUUUUUAUAAGAGGAAAAAAAGAGUCGUCCAUACCUUUACAAAGGAGAAGAUAAUUCUUGAAAUGAUAAAUUAGGCGAUGUGUAGUUCAAUGAAAGAGUUUUACAGGUCUUAAGUUCUCGUAUGUAUCGAAGAGUUUUUGAGAAGAAUGAUGUUCACACAGCUUUGUAAAUAUUUAUUUUUCUACAGCUUCCAGAUGUUCAACUGUUAAACGCAUCAUAUGGAUUUAAAGUGAAAAAUAAAACUGUAGUUACGUUCAGAUACGUUACUAAUACGUUUUAUCGUGAUAUACACCCAAUUACGGUAACUUUCUAAAACGUUGCUCAUGUUAUAAUGUGUCUCCUGUGUAUCGUAAAUAUGUAUGUUUGAAAGCGUAUGGCCCAUAAACUCUUUUACGACGUUAUAUUGGAAAUGCUAAUUUUAAUAUGAGCUGACUAGAUUAACGGUAAGUGUCUGUACUUAAGAGUGUGUAAAAACACUAUACCUGUAUGUUGAUGUAAAGGGAAAACUGACAGUACUACAAUAUUAAUAAUACCAAUGUUUACUAUCAUGUAAAUAUACUGCACUUGACAUCUAAAGAAAUUGUCUUACAGUAUUUCAGGUUACAGUGCCUUAAGUGCAAGGAAUAGUACAGAAGGCAAUUGUAUGCACCUUUUGAGAGCAAUGUGUUUUAAAAUUGUACGUAAACAGUACAACUUUUGAUCACAAUAAAACUGAGAGUUAUAACUUA